This is a messenger RNA of Annulohypoxylon maeteangense, 1938 nucleotides long. Its product is annotated as NAD(P)-binding protein. Gene Ontology annotation, molecular function: oxidoreductase activity, acting on the CH-OH group of donors, NAD or NADP as acceptor. The record is from RefSeq and is a predicted model, not a curated record. The coding region runs from base 646 to 1677 and encodes 343 amino acids. The transcript has a single exon. Lineage: Eukaryota; Fungi; Ascomycota; Sordariomycetes; Xylariales; Hypoxylaceae.
AAACUCCGUCAUUGAUGUAUGUUGCUCCUCGACAUUACUCAUGAUGCCAGCCAUAUACGCCAAACGCCGAUAAUGGCUACUGUUUCGGAGACCCGGUCGGACCAUGCCAGAAUAAAUUUGCUCAACCGAUGAGUCCCGGCGAAAUGUUAGCGGUACGGAUGUCUGUCUAUGUGAUGUGGUUGUGGAGAUAGGUCUAGAGAUCCUGGUUUACUUUACCCCCGAUCAUGGCUGCAUGGAGACGUUGGGUGAUUUCGACAGCGUUCUAUCGUCAACCUUCUUGCAGAUGACAGACUAUAGACUACGUCAGUUCUAGCGCCAUUUUCUCCACAUAUGAAGUUAUGCUGCGAGUAUAUAUGACCACGGGAACCGUCACUGUCAAGGAAGCUGUUUGAUCAGACGCAGAGGCAUCAGCAAUACAGAGACUUCAUAGGUUAUACGCAUAAGAGCUUGAACCAGGCAAUAAUCUGCGAGCAAUAACUAUUGGAGUGCAUACUGCGCGAAUUCCUCAACGAGAACGCAUAUAUAGAACACCCUCUCGACCACCGUUUCCAUAACCCCAAGAGUUUAUUUCUUCAAGACAUCUCGUUACUACCUACCUAGGCACUCAACAACACCUUUCACCUAUUUAAACUCUUAAAAUUAGCAAUGGCCGCCCAAACUAAAGGCACCAUCCUCGUCACCGGCGGCGGCGGCUUCGUCGGCGGGCAAAUCAUCCGCGAGGCGCUCGAAUCGGGAUUCGCGGUACGUCUAACCGCGCGUUCCGCCUCCUCGGCCGCCCGCACCAUCGCCCGCUUCCCAUCCUUCGCAACAUCCCUGUCCAGCGCCAUCGUAGUAGAUAUGACGACACCCGAAGCCUAUGAGGCCGCCUUCGCCGACGGCUCCAUCACACACAUCGUGCACUCCGCCUCGCCCUUCAACCUCUCUCCACAGGACACCCUACGAGAUCUAUUAAAGCCAGCCAUCAAAGGCGCAACCUCGAUCUUAGAAGCCGCGUUACGAUAUGGCGGGGGCAAAGUUAAAAGAGUCGUAGCAACGAGCUCAUUCGCCGCCAUCCACGAUCUGAGCACGGGUGCCAGGGAGGGGUACACGUACGACGAAAAAGACUGGAACCCGGUGACGUGGGAGGAGGCCGUUGCGUCAACAGGAACGGUCGCAUAUUGCGCGAGCAAGGCGCUCGCGGAGAAGGCGAUGUGGGACUGGAUCGCGGCGCAUAAAGCCGAGAUCAGCUUCGGGCUGGCAACGGUGUGUCCGCCGUGGGUGUUCGGGCCGUACGCGCACGAGCUGCGGGACACCAAGACCCUCAGCGAGUCCGUGCAGCUGCUCAAUGUCAUCGUGGACAGCGACGCGGUCCCCGCUUUCGACUUCGGCGGGUACGCGGACUCCCGCGAGGUCGCGGCCGCGCAUGUGCGUGCGUUGGAGGUGCCGGAGGCGGAGGGGAAGAGGUUUCUGGUUGGUCAGGACUUUAGGUAUCAAGCUGCGGUUGAUCUUGCUAGAGAGGACCCGGAGCUGGCGAAGAGGCUGCCGGUCGGGAAGACGGGGGAGUGGGUUCCUGCGUAUCAUAUCGAUGGGACUUUGGCGACGAGGGUUCUGGGGCUGGAGUAUGGGACUUUGAAGGAUACGGCGACGCAGACGUUUAGGCAGUUGGUGAAGGCGAGGGAGCUGGAGGCUGCUGCUUAGGUUAUUGGAUAUAUAAGUGUGCUUUCUUGGGGGAGGUGGAAAAAAGGGAGUGAUGGUUUUAGAGUUUGAAGGUUGUGGAUGUAAGAGCUUAUGAGGUUGUUUUUCGGGUUUGAAUAGAGCAUACUUGGUCAUUUGACGUUUUCUUGAUAGUAUACAAGCGACCCUUCGUCUAAAAUGAGAAAGCGAAUGUUAGAAAAGGGGUAUCAAAUGUACUUAUGUUGGUUUAUCUUAAGACUCAACACAACCUUGACCUUGCUAUAA